Molecule: messenger RNA, 384 nt
Organism: Marasmius oreades (fairy-ring Marasmius)
Lineage: Eukaryota; Fungi; Basidiomycota; Agaricomycetes; Agaricales; Marasmiaceae
Exons: 4
Coding region: 1-384 (127 amino acids)
Source: RefSeq, a predicted model, not a curated record
AUGUCUUCAAAUCUUCGGACUGAACCGAGACUGAACACAUUACAGAGCCAGAUGAAAAUGCCGCAGGAAUUGUUACUGGAACAGAAGGUGAAGCGCCUUCUCGCUGCAAUUGACCAGGUAAUGGAGCGACAGGCUAUCUCAAGGUCAACCGCAGUCGUAACAACGAAGGCAGCACCAAAAAAGCGAAACCAAGGUUCUUGGGCGAUCCCAAAGCAUGUUUGUCCCAAGUGGGAGUAUGCCGUCGAUUGGAAUAUUCAAAAUCCACAUGGCACGAUGACGGAGUUCGAAAAAGAGUGGAAGACAAUGUCACAAGAUAAAGAGAAGGUGAUGGUAUACCAAGCUCGCAUGGAUGACAAGCUCGGAAAGAACUGCCAGGCAACUUGA